This is a messenger RNA of Ambispora gerdemannii, 157 nucleotides long. The record is from the annotation of a GenBank genome assembly. NCBI's taxonomy places the organism in Eukaryota, Fungi, Glomeromycota, Glomeromycetes, Archaeosporales, Ambisporaceae.
AUGUCCAAGCAUACAAAAAAUCUUAUCAAAGAUUUAACUGAGUCCCUGAAAAACUCGGACGAUUAUAAUGUAAAUAUUAUCGUUGGUGAAAACAGCAAAAUAAGAAAGUUUCAAGCUCACUCGUUUAUGCUUCGUGCACGUUCUCCGUAUUUCCGAC